GGUCCAGCACGCACAGGCUCACGGCCCGCCCGCCGCCACGGCAGGCGGCACUGGCGGCGUACGAUCGAUGAUGACGCCCUCUCCCUGAACCGCCGCGUCCCUGCUGGCCGGCCGACGUCCGCACGGGCGGGCGCUGUCUCACGGCCUGCCUCGGCGGCUCGGCCCUCUCCUCUGCCGCCACGCCCGCCUCCCCCAACUUCUCCCACCGGCCCCUGGCCCCUGCCUCUUGGCCCACCCGGCCGCCACGCCACUCUGCUGAUCACACGCGCGCGCGUCCCUGUCGCGCGCAUUACUCCGCCCGGGCUCCGCUUCACUCCUUUCCGUUCCGUUCCCGUCCCCGUCGCACGUCGCUGUCCGCCGCCCGGGUCUCCCUCUCCCACUACCACUUGCCGCCCGCCCUGCCCGUUGCCUCCUCCUCCGCCUCUUAUCCUCUACGGCCCUGUCUCUCGCACGGGCCGGUUCGCUGGCAGUUACCUUACCUGCCGCUGACUCGCUCCAGUGGCCAGGACCUGCUGCAGUGGACGUGGUGCCGGCGGCGGGCCACGGCGGAAGCAGCCAUGGAGGCAGUGCAGACGGCACUGAGUGAGAGAACGAACCCGCUGCUCAACAGGUCAUCCGGUCCAUCCGUCGUCACUCGGCUUCAACCUGACGCCGGCAACGGCGCGGGCUUCUAUGACGGGGCCUACUCUUUCCUCGACACCACCAAGGCCUGCGCUACCCGGUUCAGCAGCGGGUCAGUGACAUCCGACGACUCGCCGGCGGUGACGCCCAGGCUGCUGUCCUUGAUGUCCAGCUCCAGCCCCGACAACUGCUCCUCCUCCUCAGAAUGGCCCGACCGAGCGGCGGCGUCGCGCUCCAAUCGGUACCUCUUCGACGCGAACGCACAGGCCCGGUGCGCGGGGUACCUGGACCUGAUGAGGCUGGAGGUGGAUGCGCAGCUGGGCAGGCUCAGGGGCGGUGUCACUGGCCUGGAGAGCUACGCUUUGCCGGGCAACGGCCGUGCGAUCGGAGGUGCGCACCUGGGCAUGUCGCUUGAUGUCAUGCUGAUUGAGAUUGAUGAGAGGUUCAACACCCUGAAGCUGCUCAUGGGCUCCGUGUUCCGGCAGGCCAAGGAGAUGCUUGGUUCGGUCAACUCGUCGGUGUCUGAUCUGCAGUCGGAGAAUGAGCUGCAGCUGGAAGUGUUCGGUGCCAUCAUCGGAGAGUGCGUCAGUGGCCUGCAGGAGGAGCUAGAGAGGAAGCUGUACGAGCAGAUUAGCAUCACAAACACCAUGGGCAGGAACUGGAAGGAAGCCAUAACUCAGUUUGCCGCCAUGCGCGAAGACCUUGGCGCUCUUUGUAAGCUACUACUGCCUUUAGCACCAGAAGCUCAUAUUUCUAAUGGCAAGAAUGAAAGUCCAGGCAGCAAGAGUAACAGAUGGAAGUACAAUUUCUUUGGAAAGAAAUCCAGAGAGGAUCGUUCUCCGCGCGCUGAGGACAGCAAGAGUUUCAGGAAGCAAAAAUCAUUUGGUGCAAAGGAUGUCAUCUCAGAAAAGUCUGACUUUCACCAUCUCAAUGGUAUGACUAGAGAGCAAGUGAUAACCUAUUUUAAGUCUGAGAUCAGCAAAAUGAAAAGGAUGCACGAAUCAGCUUUGCAAGAGAAGACCGAAGAACUGUUCAGGCUCAAACGGGAGAAGGGGUCACAUUCUCUCAAGAAUGACAUAGAAUUUGAACCUUUGAGAAAGAAAAUUCCAGAGCUUGUAUUGAGAAUGGACCAAAUCAUUUCCAAGAAUAUAAAGGUACCUGCAAUCUGCAUGACCCAUGAUGAACUCGAUGAAAGAUGCAGAUUGAUGAGCAGAAUCGAUGCUUUGUUCUAUGAAAAUCAGCAUUUUCGAGGGUUGCUUGCAGACAGGAUGAAGGACGUUAAGGCAUUAUCAUCCCAGCUAUCUGAAGCCAGUACAGAACUGUCAAUGCAGAUGCUGUCGGAAGAAGAGCUCCUGAGACAAAUUGAUAAAGUUAGAGAAGACUGUGAGGACCUCCGAAUUGAAUGUGAUGUUAGAGAAGGAAUGUACCAAACUGUUACAAAACAUUUGCUUGAUGACUAUAAGGACAGUAUGGAUGGUGCUGCUCUAAAUCUUAGUGCAAAAUUGUCUUCACUUGAAUCUGCAGUCUCUGAAAAGGAUAAGGCAUUAUGCAUAUAUAACGAAGAAAAUCACAGGUUAAAGGAGAAGUUAGCUGAGUUAGAAAAGGAACGCUUGAUCCACGGUGACCAGGAAGUUCCAGAAGCCAUAAAACAAGAUAGCACAGAAAUUGUUCUGCGUGACAUUGAGGUUGAGCCUUGCACGUCACCGAGAAGAUCAAAUGUGAACAAUUCAAGGUAUGACGAACUUGUGAAACUUGACUCAAGCUUAGAGCAAACGUCAUGUGUCCUCAAGGAAAUGAACAACAAAAAUAUGGAUCGCAGUAGUAGCCUCAGUAGGAAUGAGCAAGAGAAGCAGCUGGAGUGCAUUUUAGUAUCUAUCAUGAAACUAUCAAAAGAUUUUGUAGAGAUCGAGAAAAAGAUGUCAGCGGAAAGAACCGAGAACAGGUCAGAGGAACUGAGCGAUCACUGCAACCACAUGGUCAGACAAGCCAUGGUACUAACAAAGAUAGGGCUUUGGUAUAAACAAAUGAUUGAAGCGAGGCGUUCUGAGCUCCAAAAGGCUGAAGCCAAGGUUAUGGUAUUAGGCGACAAGAUCACCGCACAGUUGAGCCUUCUCCGAAAGAUAUAUUUAGCUCUCGAUCAUUACUCUCCUACCUUGCAUCAGCAUCCUGGUCUGCUAGACGCUUUCAUGAAGACGUGCAAGCUUGUUGCAGAUCUGAGAAGUAAACAGAACGAAGGCGAUGCAACAUGAACGAGGAGGCGGUAUGGUGGGAUCUCCCUUGGUAUAGCUAAUGUUUCUCAUGUGCUUAUCCGUGUUCCACGCCUGCCGCUGCAGACCAAGUGAAGGAUCCUAUUGAACUGAGGUUUUAGAAUUUUCAGAUCCUGAUCUGCAGUAUAUCUUAGUGCCAAGUGAACCAAUAGCUGCCUUGCUGAUCUUAUGCGAUGCAAGUGGUAGCUGUUUCUAUCUGCAAUGAUGACUAGAAAUCUGAAACUAUGUACAGAUGGCAUUGUGCUCACGUCGUCACGUGCUUGUUGGUUAGAGAAUAGGGUUGUUAUUUGCUUAGUUAGCAGCCUAGGCCAUGGAAUAGAGAAGGUGUUAACUACAUUGUAAGCAUAAAAUUUAUUAUCCCCACUCUGUGUUGAUGAAUAUCUUUCCUCCAUCUA
This is a messenger RNA of Zea mays, 3283 nucleotides long. RefSeq names its product WPP domain-associated protein. Bases 558 to 2870 code for a protein of 770 amino acids. The record is from RefSeq and is a predicted model, not a curated record. The transcript has 5 exons. Lineage: Eukaryota; Viridiplantae; Streptophyta; Magnoliopsida; Poales; Poaceae.